UGUGUGUGUUUCAAUUUAUUCAAGAUUGUUAAUUUAGUAUGGUCCAAUUAAUUUCUAUGAAAACCUCAUUAAAUUAAUCAUUGAUCCUGCUAUCAUUCCUUCAUUUAUUCUUCUUGUAGUUCAUUUAUCAUAAUCCAUGCUAAGAGAAUUUUUAUUUUUAUUUUUAUUUUUUCUUGAUUUUGUUAAAUAUGUUUUUUUUCUACAUGUAAUGAGUUUGUAGUGUAUUCAAGAAUAUAAUGUGAGAUAUCAUAGUCUCUUUUUUUUUUCUUAGUGAUCAAAGAAACAAUGAAUGGUUUAGUAAAAGAUGAAAUUCAGAGAAGAGUUGGGAAGAAACAAAAUGGAAGUUCUUGGAAAUGUGCAUAUGGUUAUUCUCAGCAUAGGCGAUGUAAAAGUGCUUCCGACAAAAUCACUGCUCCAUCAAAAGGCGGAGACAGGCAAUCCAUAAGGAAAGAAUUGAAUGAACCACCUGGAUUGCCACCUUCAACAAGGAGUUGUAAAGCAAGUCCAUUACAUGAAUUCUCCAAAACUAUUAGCAAAGAGGAAGUUCCAGAACACAGAGCCUCCUUGGAAAAAGAUAUCGAACAGUUACAAAUGCGUUUGCAACAAGAAAAAUCAAUGCGUAUGGUGCUUGAGAGGGCAAUGGGAAGAGCUUCUAGCACGUUGUCUCCUGGACAUAGGCAUUUUGCUGCUCAGACAAAAGAGUUGAUAGCUGAGAUUGAAUUACUUGAAGAAGAAGUUGCAAACCGCGAGCAGCAGGUCCUUUCUUUGUACAGGAGUGUUUUUGAAGAAUGCAUUAGCCGGCCUUCUUCUGAGCAAAGUUCGGUCAUGACUUCUCCAGCACAUAAUAAAGCUGAGUCAAGAAAACAUCCAAGUAUAAUAUCAAGUGCCUUUUGCUCAUCCAAAAAAUUCCCUUUGCGGACAUUCCAAGCUCUUGCUGCCAUAAAUGACUUGGGAAAAAGAAACUUGUUGCAGUCGAAAUCAACACAUGCUUCAUUUUAUAAUAGCAAAGCUAAUGUACACAUUCAGAAAAGUAGUUCAGAGCAUACUAAGGAGCAAGGGCAGGUAACAUCAAUGGAAAAAUCUCCUCUGGCACGAACUCUUAAAGAUCAUCUCUACCAGUGUCCUAGUAAGUUGUCUGAGGAAAUGGUAAGGUGCAUGGCUGCAAUAUACUGUUGGCUCCGGAUUACAGAAUCGACAAGUACUGAACAAAAGCGGUCACCUUUGUCAUCAAGGUCAUCUACUAAUGUCAUAAUUCCUCAGCAUGAUAUUAAAGAGGAGAGAGAUUGGUUUUGCAAAUCAACAAUUGAAAUAUCUUGGAUAGCGACAGACAAGAAUAAUGUCUCUCGUGCCUCUUAUGCCAUCAGUAACUACAGAGUUUUGGUGGAGCAAUUGGAAAGAGUGAAUCUCAGUCAGAUGGAAACCAAUAACAAAAUGGCAUUUUGGAUCAACUUGUACAAUUCCUUAGUUAUGCAUGCAUAUUUGGCAUAUGGAAUACCACAGAACUCUCUUAGAAGGUUGGCGUUGUUUCACAAGGCUGCUUACAAUGUUGGUGGCCAGGUCAUAAGUGCAAAUGCCAUUGAACAGUCAAUUUUUGGCUUGCGUACACCUCGGAUAGGACGGUGGUUGGAGGGCAUUCUGUCAACUGCAUUAUGGAAAAGAUCAGGAGAAGAAAGGCAACUCAUCAGUUCAAAAUUUGCCCUUCAAGACUUACAGCCCCUUGUUUGCUUUGCUCUUUGCACUGGCGCUGUUUCCGAUCCCAUGCUGAAAGUGUACACUGCCUCGAACAUUCAGGGGGAGCUAGAAGCAGCAAAGAAAGAGUUCCUACAGGCAAAUAUCAUAGUAAAGAAGUCGAAAAGAGUAUCUUUGCCUAAGGUUCUUGAAAGAUACGCGAAGGAAGCUAGUAUUCCAUCCGAUGAUCUUCUUGGUUGGGUCAUGGAAAACGUUGAAAAGAAGCUUCGUGAUUCCAUACAGAAAUGUAUUGACAGAAGAACCAAUAAAAAGGCGUCUCAGAUAAUCGAUUGGCUACCUUACUCUUCAAGAUUCCAAUAUGUAAUUUCGAAAGAUUUUACGGAGAAGCCAUGGUGGGGAUAGUAGUCCUGAAUGAUGUAGACCAACAAGAGAGAGUAAAGGGUGAGCUAGAAAGGCCUAACUAAUUUUCAAGGAAAUGGUUGUUCAUUCCUUCAGUUUGUAGGAUUCUGAUUUGAUCUGUUAUUAAGUGAAUGUACAUUGACUUCAAUU
Molecule: messenger RNA, 2238 nt
Organism: Solanum verrucosum
Lineage: Eukaryota; Viridiplantae; Streptophyta; Magnoliopsida; Solanales; Solanaceae
Exons: 11
Coding region: 286-2091 (601 amino acids)
Source: RefSeq, a predicted model, not a curated record